AUGGCGACUCAAUCUCUUCCUUCCACCCCGAAAGCAACACCUCCGCUGGCUCCUCCCACCCCAGAGGGUACCCUGACCCCUGGGAAAUGGCGACACCCUCAGCUGGAUGAGAUCGUCCGGCGCCAAAAUGCAGCUACAUUUGAUCAGAAAAAUGUGAAGAAGCUGGUUUGGAACGGUGCAGCUUUGAUCAUGAGCUGGACGUUUGGAUCUACUCUCAAAACCUAUGGCGCUCUAUCCCCUCUUCCGGCCAAAGGACGACCUCUCCGACAUUCCCUUACCCCCACUCAACGCUCACUCCUUGGUUUGGAUCCUGCUGCCACACCACCAGCAACUCCUGGGACAACAUUCGUUACCCCGCCCAGAUACCGGCUUUCCACAUCACGCAAGGCUAGUCCUGCAAGCAGACAGCCCUCCCCCAUGUCCGCAAAUGCAAGCUUUUCUGAGCGACGCUCUUCUAUCAGCACACCCUUCUCGCCUGCCUCCAGUCCUCUGCUUUACAAAGCAAUGUCAAACGGGGGCAGGGAGUCUGUUCAGCGCCAGAGCUUUGGAUCCGCAUCCCCUCUGGCUCGAAGUAACUCCUUUGGGGAGUCAACCAUGAGCAUGGCCCCAAGUACGCCUUCUCCGCUCGUGGGAAAACGUGGAAGCCUAGGAGUCAAGAACAAGUGGUUAUAUGAGAGGAGCCGGCGGCUUUCUGCCACACUCGGCAAAUUAUCACGCAGAAAGCGCCCUCGCCUCACCAACACAUUGACAUUUGCUGUGGAAAAUCUGCAUGAAGCCCACAACGGCCUUCCUUCCGCUAUGGGAGCUUCGGAGUCCAAGCUUGUCUUCAAACAGGGCAUCUUCCGCCUCUCGGAGGAACAGGAGAUCCCCGCAGACGACCCGUACUGGACCAGAUUCUGGGAGCUUCCUGAAUCAACCGAAGAUGUCUUUAGCCUUUUCACACCGGCAGACAUACGACGCACGCGAGAUCAUGCCUUGCACAACUUCCAAACACUCCUACUCGCAGUCACGUCGCGACUAACGGUUUUGAAAAAUCAUCCCUCGUUUCCCGACCCCGAUCUUGCCCCCGAGCGUGAUGUCCUCAACUGCAUUCGGAUCCUCACCCGCCUCCUUCCCUAUGUUUACGAGGCGGAACAUCUGGAGCAAUGGGAGGAUAAUUUCUUCUGGGCACGUCGAAGGAGAAGAACCAGGCAAUCACAAAUUGCUGGAGAGGUCCUGUUUGAUGAAGCACAGCCGGAGGAUAACCAAGAGGCGACGUCACCGCGCGCAGAGGAUUACGAGGAUGUGAAGCCUCUUGCCGAGGAGUUGAUAGAUACACUGGUGGACUUGCUCUUCUUUGCCGACUUCACAAUCCCUCGACUUCCAACUGUGAAGAGCAAGGUCUCUUUUUCAAUUUGGCAGAGUGGUGUUGGCUGCAACACGGCUAUGGGGUCCAACAAAACAUUCGAGAGCAACCGAUGCGAAAUUCUACGGCUUAUGCUUACUCUGACCGGAAAGGCCAUGUAUUUGCCUUCUAAUACAUUGCCCGUCCAAGGCGUCAAGGCAAUUACUUACAUCACAACGUGUCAAGAUAAGCAGGCUGUCUUGACUCUACUUUGCUCCCUUCUCAAUACAGCAAUGAAGUAUAACCCUGCAUCUUGGAGAGUCCCAUACGACCACGUGGUUUGGAAAGAUCCCAGGCAGAUAUUAGUGAUCUAUUGCGUGCAACUUCUCCUUGUCCUCUUGAUGUAUCCCAUUCCAGAAGACGGUCGUGGGACUCCACCGAAGAAUUAUUAUCGCCAUUACUUUGGCAGGCUACACAGACCUCAAGACUUCCAAUUCCUGGUGGAUGGGAUGACGAGAAUUCUGAAUCAGCCGAUGCAAGCUACUGCUUCUUAUCUCCCUGGGAGUCAAAGAUCGGUGAAAUGGGCCCCCGAGAUGUUGGUCCUUUUCUGGGAGACCUUGCAAUGCAACAAAAGGUUCCGGUCAUUUAUCAUCGACUCUAAUCGCUCUCACGACUUCCUUGUGCUAUGUGUCUUCUAUGCAAUGGAGUAUAGAAUGGAUGCUUCCAAACAAGGAGUUGUCCGGAUGUGCGUUUUUAUCCUUCAGACAAUGAGCGCGGAGCCAACAUUUGCCAAGAGCCUAAACAACAGCUUCGAGGCUCAAGAGACCUUACCACAAUCGAUUCGGCUACCCAGGUUCCGGGGGUCUUAUGGCGACUAUUUGAUCAUGUCAAUUCACACGUUGAUGACAACUAGCAAGGGGAAUCUCGACACUGUGUAUCCUGCGCUUUUGAUCAUCCUCAACAACAUUGCUCCCUAUAUCGAACGCAUUUCUCCAUGUGCCUGCUCGAAGGUGAUCCAACUUUUUACUUCUAUGUCCUCGCCCAGUUUCUUGUUGGCGAAUGAAUCCAACCAUACUCUUCUUGCAUCAUUGCUUGACUUCAUCAACAUUAUGCUCGAGCACAAGUUCACCGACAACCCAUAUCUCGUCUACUCGAUACUGAAAUAUAGGCAACGCUUUGAAGCUGUGCGGGCCUUCACUCUCGAGAGUGGUCAGCAAGAGAUCGAACGGCAGAAUGAGAGGAGGAAAGCUGGCAGUUCUUCAGAUGUCGCCAUCAGCCCUACACUUUCACAGUCAGAGGAUGAUCUGCACACUCCUUCGGGUGCCCGGUCACCAUUGACUCGAAUCCCCGAAGAGAAUAGUCCAUUUGCAAUUGGCGAUGACGACUCCGAUGAUGAACGUGAGGAAGAGGGAGCACAGACCCCAUCUCAGUCAUCAUUCUCAGCUCAAACCUCACGGAGGCCCUCCACGACAUCCACCAUGGACGAGAACGGAGUGCAGCAGGUGCGAGCAAUGUCCGAGAAGGCACGGGGAAAGAAACCCGCUGGGCAUCCACCCUUCUCCCGACAAAACAGCAUGACCAUAUGUCUGCUUUAUUCACCCCCCUCUGCUAGUGGCUUCACACCAACCGUCCCAUGGCUCGAGUCAUGGUUGCCCGAGCUUCCUUUACACACAACUCUCACCAUCAUCUCAGCAAUUGCACCUCAUAUACCUGAUGCAGCGCUUGCAAGCGCUGCCAGCCCAGAGGCCCGAACACUAGUCCACAAUCUCCCAUCAUUUGCUGAUGAGCCCGAGGUUAAAAGUAUAAUCUCCGAGCCCACCCCGGUUCGCGUGCAAUCAUUCGAGUGGUCUGCACUUUCCAUGGGCUGGUACGAAUCACUGCUGUGGGGCUUCAUCUUCUCCAGCGAGAUGGUAGUUGGUUCCGCUUCUGGUGCAACUCCAGGAACUGUCGGUGUCUGGAACGGUACAGCUAUUAAACUCUUCAGAGUCCAAGAAGCUGCCGCUCAAGGCCCGACCUUGCUUGCGCCCAAGGGUGCAGUUGAUGCUGUGGGCAGCAACUUAGUCCAGCGCAUCGGAAACCUCAGUCUUCGGGGUCGGAACUCACAAGACUCCGGGGCUGCCUCUUCGCCAAGCGUGCGGGAGGUUUAA
Molecule: messenger RNA, 3471 nt
Organism: Penicillium mononematosum
Lineage: Eukaryota; Fungi; Ascomycota; Eurotiomycetes; Eurotiales; Aspergillaceae
Product: Hid1 family protein
Exons: 12
Coding region: 1-3471 (1156 amino acids)
Cellular component (GO): membrane; Golgi trans cisterna; Golgi medial cisterna
Source: RefSeq, a predicted model, not a curated record